Athene cunicularia (burrowing owl) is the source of this 4993-nucleotide messenger RNA. Its product is annotated as transient receptor potential cation channel subfamily V member 6-like. Gene Ontology annotation, molecular function: protein binding; calcium channel activity. Gene Ontology annotation, biological process: calcium ion import across plasma membrane. NCBI's taxonomy places the organism in Eukaryota, Metazoa, Chordata, Aves, Strigiformes, Strigidae. Gene Ontology annotation, cellular component: membrane. The transcript has 15 exons. The record is from RefSeq and is a predicted model, not a curated record.
UGACCUGUUCAGCUGUCUAUUUCAAAAUUGCUUAAAUGUUGCUUUCCAGAGGAAUUCAGAGAUGCAUAAGGAGAAUUACUUCUAAAUUCUAGACUUCAGAAACGAUAUACUAGAAGCCAAGGACACUGAUGCUGUACAUAUUCUGCAGUGCUGUAUAGGGUCAUUGUGAGGGGGUAAACUGCUGGCAAAGUGCUUCUAAAUCAGACACACCUUUGGGUUGGGCUAUUUUGGAAACUAAGUACUUGAUUAUGCUCAGGCUAUGGUCUGCUAGAGACAAGUGAUUUUACUUUUUGUUUUUACAUUACUUUGAUCAGCUGAUGCGGUCUCCUCUGUAAGUAACAGACUGGGGGUGGAGGAGUGGUGACCUGUAGGGAGCCUUCCCUGACUGUUUUCAGAGUGGGGAUUGUUGGCUUUCAGGCAGCUAGGCAAGAGAGGAAAGGGGACGUGCUAUGGGGGUACCUUUAUUUGGGGAUAGGAAGCCCUUCUAUUUCCGCAUGUGGAAUGGACUAAGUCAGAAGUUGCAAGGCAAAAAAUCCUGGGAUAAACAUCUGGAUGAAAUCUACUUACUCCAGCAGAAAAGGAUCUGGGAAUCCCCACUCCUCCAGGCUGCCAAAGAGAACAAUCUCCCAGCCAUUAGGAAACUUCUCACUGAUGGAAUCUGUGAUAUCUAUCAGAGAGGUGCAGUGGGGGAGACCGCUCUUCAUGUAGCUGCCUUGUAUGAUAACGUGGAGGCAGCGGUGACUCUGAUGGAAGCAGCUCCUGAGCUUGUCAAUGAGAGGAUGACAUCAGAGCUCUAUGAAGGGCAGACAGCUCUCCACAUUGCAGCAGUGAACCAGAACAUCACUUUGGUGAAAGCUUUACUCAAGAGAGGGGCCAAUGCCUGCACAGCACAGGCAACUGGGCAGUUCUUCAGGCGCAGCUCCCAGAACCUUCUCUAUUUCGGAGAACAUGUUUUAUCAUUUGCUGCCUGUGUGGGAAAUGAGGAAAUUGUACAGUUGCUCAUUGAAAAUGGAGCUGACAUUAGAGCUCGAGAUUAUCUAGGUAACACUGUUCUUCACAUCCUGGUUCUCCAACCUAAUAAGACAUUUGCCUGCCACAUGUACAGCCUCAUACUUUCUUAUGACAGGAACAAAGAGGGACCAGGAUCACUUGAAUUCAUUCCUAACAAUGAGGGGCUUACUCCAUUCAAACUGGCUGGAGUUGAGGGCAACACUGUGAUGUUUCAAUACCUUAUGCAGAAGCGGAAGCACAAUCUCUGGUCCUUUGGCCCCUUGACCACUGUGCUCUAUGAUCUCACAGAGAUUGACUCCUGGGCUGACAAUCAGUCCUUCCUUGAGCUCAUUGUCUCAACCAAGAAGAGAGAGGCACGCCAGAUCUUGGACCUAACACCUGUGAAGGAGCUGGUGAGCCUGAAGUGGAAUAUGUAUGGUCGGCCCUAUUUCUGUUUCCUGGCUUUAUUCUAUAUACUCUACAUGGUCUGCUUCACUAUGUGCUGUGUCUACCGACCACUGAAACCCCGAACAGGCAACAAAACAAGCAGCAGAGACAAUACAAUCUAUGUCCAGAAAAUGCUGCAGGUAUUGUGUCUAUAGGAGUCAGGGCCCCAUAGGCUUGUGGGGGAGCUGAUCACAGUCAUUGGAGCUGUAGUAAUUUUGAUCCUUGAGAUCCCAGAUAUUCUUAGAGUUGGAGCAGCAAAAUACUUUGGACAAACCAUCCUAGGAGGGCCUUUCCACAUAAUUGUCAUCACAUAUGCUUGCAUGAUUGUAGUAACCAUGGUGAUGCGUCUCACCAGCACAACUGGUGAGGUUGUGCCCAUGUCCUUUGCCCUGGUACUAGGAUGGUGCAAUGUCAUGUACUUCGCACGAGGCUUCCAGAUGCUUGGACCCUUUACCAUCAUGAUCCAGAAGAUGAUAUUUGGAGAUCUUAUGCGCUUUUGCUGGCUCAUGGCUGUGGUGAUACUAGGCUUUGCAUCAGCUUUUUACAUCAUCUUCCAGACAGAGAACCCUGAAAACCUUGGGCAGUUCUACAACUAUCCCAUGUCCUUGUUCACCACCUUUGAGCUGUUCCUUACUAUCAUUGAUGGCCCUGCAAACUAUGAUGUGGACCUGCCCUUUAUGUACAGUGUGGUAUACUUUGCCUUCGCCAUCAUUGCCACCCUCCUUAUGCUCAACUUGUUAAUAGCCAUGAUGGGUGACACCCACUGGAGAGUGGCUCAUGAGCGGGAUGAGCUCUGGAGAGCCCAGGUAAUCUAGUUUAGUUUUUUUUUGGAGCGGAAGCUGCCACGAUGUCUCUGGCCUCGCUCUGGAAUCUGUGGGAGGGAGUAUGGGCUAGGGGACCGAUGGUAUCUCAGAGUUGAAGACAGGGUUGAUCCCAACAAACACAAGCUGAUGUGUUACACAGAAGCGUUUAAGGCUCAGGAUAGGGAUAAUUAUGACAAAGGUUUGGAGAAGCUAGAAAUCAGUAGAGACAUUCUGUACAAGAAGGAACUGUCUGCAUUGUCAUUGUCACGGAGCACAUCCAGGACUAGUUCUCACCGUGGCUGGGAGAUCCUGAGGUGCAACACCUUCCACCAGCUUCGUGGAGAAGUUGGUCAUGCCAUGGAAGAGGAGGUCUAUGAUGUCUAAGAAGCCUCUUUUUUACUCCACAACACAGAUAGUUUGCCAUAACAGUUACCUGCUGCAACUGUUCAUAUAUACUCCAGCAUGCUACACACAUUUGUCAGCCUUGAAGAACUCUGCUGGUGAACAGUUCACAAACAGUUCAUGGCAUCUGUGCUAAUGAUAUAUGAAUGAAGUCUUUUCUUUCCUACAUUUAAGUGUCUUUGCUGUUGCACUGAUACUUGCACCAAGCUAGUGGGCUUGUUGAGCUAAGGUCUGUUGUGGUUUGUUGUACUUUGUAACACCCUGCAGAAAUGAGUAAAACGCCAGCAAUGGGAUUUCAUCAAUUUGUAAAUAAGUGAUCAGUAAGCCUUCUCCCAGACGCUUGCAUAUAGUAUAAUAUCUUCCUCCAGUUUCACAAAAUCCCAGUGCUCUCAUAGCAAAGAGAGAUGACUGAAGUUCUGUUUUAUGAUUUGGUACAGAACUGAAAAAAUAAAACAACCUGUAGCUAAGCUCAGGAAUGAAGACAGUUGCUGACACUGUGAUGAUUAAAAGGACUGUAACUACUUAGCUGGCAUUCAGGGCCCUCUGAAGCACUGCAGUCUCAGCUGCAUUUUCAACAUUGCUAUCUUAGUAGGACUGUUUUGUUUUGAGUUUGUUUUGGUUUGGGUUUUAUUUUUUUUGGUGAUGUGUUUGUUUGCUUGUUUUGUUUUGUUGUCACAUGAAUGCACUUUAAGCUUUUAAAAAGAAGUGACUGCUAUUCCUGGGAGGAUUUUGAAGGUUCUGAAGUAGGACCUUCUUUUCCUAAUGAGACCACAUAUGACCUGCUGAGGUGUCUUUAGGCAGUGUGAAAUUUUAGCAGAGCUGUUAAUCUCCCAAGUGAGCUGAAGCUGGUCUUUUGUUUUCUGUGGAAGAGUAGGAUUAUGAACCAUAUUUCUCUGAUUUAUAACAAAGCUGUCAAUGUUGGGUAGUGUGCUACAAUUUAGCACUGAAAGAAAUGGAGAGGAAAUGUUGAGUAGAAAAAUAAGAGCUAUUGCAGAUGCAGUUCAGAAACUUGUGUGCUCACGUGCUUGUUCUCUCUCUGAAAGUCUAAAACUAUCCAGUAAACAACUGAGUCAUCCACACAGUUCCCUUCCAGGCAUAAUGCUGUGCCAGUCUGUCAGUUUGUCAUCUGCUUAGGACCACUUUAAGAAAAAUGGAGAAAUGUUCAGAGAAAUGCAGGGUCAUUUCAGGCUUUUUUUAUAUUCCCAGGGGUGUGGAGUUUCAUUCCAGUAACUGAAGUGGAAAGCAAUCCAUGGUCUUCACAUUUCUGUCCAACAGGGCUAGUAAUAGAAACUUUGUUUUAUAAAAACCCAAGGACUAUUAUCUAGCAUUAGACUUUGAGCCAAAUCACCCUGUGAUAAUCAAAGUAGAUAAUGGAAAAGCUCAAUCCAGUGCAUUUCUGAUUUGUAUUGAAAUACCACCAGCAAACAUAUUCUACACCUCCUCUCUUGCAGGUGCUAUAAUAAGCAUCAUGACCUUUGCAUUUAUGUGUGUUUAAUUUAAAUGUCUUUCUCUUACUUGAAUGUGUAUUUAUGCUCCAGUGAAAGACUGACAGAAGACUGUCACUGAAAUUCAAUUGCAUACUUUUGAAUUGACUCCUUUUGUUGCACUGAAAGUGUUUCCUGGUCUUGCUCACUUAAGUAUUGUCAGUCUUUCCCAAAACCUUUGGAUUUUAUGCUGGUGGUCUAUGGGGAUGAGAACAAUGUGUUACAUUAACCAGAACUGUGAAUCACUGCUGUAAUUGUAGAUGAAUUUUCUGUCAUAGUGAAUAUGAAGUAGCAGGUAGGGGAGAACUGAUGGCUUCCCCCUCCUCCCCUUGCCCCCUAGUAGUCUUUUUACUAGUUUAGAAACCUGCAGAAAUACUGUUAAGAUGGAGCCACAUACUGCCAUUUCUACAAAAGCACUCCUCUUUGUGACAUCAUCAUCUUUUAAAAGCUUGUUUGAAGUAUAAGCUGUGUAAGCCCUGUUCUGAUUUUGUGUUCUUCAUCACUAUAAACAAUAAUUAGAGUUUUGACCUUGAAACUCAAAACAACAUAUUGACAUUUCAGGAGGCAGAACAGAAUUCAGUUAACAGUGCUAGGUCUUUAUAGAUUUCUGUAUCUGCUCUCCAUAAAAAGAAAAGAAAAAAAUCCAGUAGCAGAUAUUUUUAGUGAUAUGCCUUCUCUUGAAAAAUUACUUUCUGUAAGAGUUAGCUUUCAAACUCCUUGCACAGAACCCAUGCAGAGAACAGCAUGAGAACUCUGUGAUUUAUUUCCUGUCUUUGAACUUGCCUAAUGUAAAUAAGAGAGAAUAAUUUGGGUUGGAAGGGACCUUUAAAGGUCAUCUAGUCCAACCUCCCUGCAAUGAGCAGGGAC